CACCAAACCGGCUCUCCUAUUUUAUCUUUACAUUAAUUAAAUGCAGAUGCUGUAAUAUGAUUACUGUCUAUGAAUUCAGUCAUGGAGAAAACAGCAGGUCCCCCUUUUGUCAUAUUAAAUGCAUCACAGCUCAGUGGCAACUUUUGGAAGAGUUCUGGGGAUAUGUUUAGGGGCUUGGGGGAGCCCAGAGGUCUUAUUUAGGCUUAUGACUGGUCAGGGGCAGCAUUUCCCAGCUGGUGCCGUUUCCAGAUGUGUGGACUUCAACAUCCAGAAUUCUCAGCAAUGGCCAUGCUGGCUGAGGAAUUCUGGCUGUUGAAGGCUGUUGGGAAUCCUUGCUCUAGGAAAUCGUUGCAUUGCGUAUGUUAAUCCACUUCUUUUGUUAAGGUUACUGUCAAGAAAUAUAAGUGGCAGACAUGGACCCUCGCCAUGCCUUUAACGCUGGCCUCCGGAAUGCAGCAAAGUUGCCCUUUGUCGUUUGUUUUAUCAACCCUUUUAAGGGCAUCCGCUGCUUCUCAGCAUGGAAGAAACCACCACCGUUGAAAGAGCAGCCGCCCAGCGAGGCAAGCAAGCCAGAAAUUACCGCUUUGCAGGCUGGUCAUUCCCUUGAAACGUCGAGGCUUCAGGAAACUCACCUGUCGAACUCGACACCACGUCUGGGUGAGACAGGCCGCGAGCCUGAUGCUCUUCAGAAUAAACCCGGGCUGAAAUUUCAUCCCAAAGCUAUGCCAUUCACCACUAAGGAAGAAUUCAGGAACCUGAGAAAUGACGAUUUUGUCUCCAAGCGGAAAAGGCUGCAGCAAAAUCCUCUUCUCCUGGAAAGGACCAAGGGCUCCGAGAUCUUAUUUGGGACAGCCCCCUGCUCCUUAGCCCUCGGGAGGUCAAAGCGGACAUUUUUCCAGCUGUUCCUCAAAUCGAGCCGAGAUGGGGCAUCGCCCGUGGCAGAAAAAUUCUCCCAGUAUGCCGAGGAGCGCGGGAUCCCAGUGAAGAGGGUGCACAGGAAGUUGUUGGAUGCCCUUUGUAAGGGGGGCAUCCAUCAGGGGGUAUGCCUGGAGGCCUCGCCCCUUCGCCCCUUAGCAUGGCAGGAAGGGCCACUCCGACGAGCCCCGGUUGGCAAGGGAUCGCAGCGUAUCUGGGUGGUUUUGGAGGGGAUACACGAUCCCAUGAAUUUGGGGGCGGUCCUGCGGACGGCGCACUUCCUAGGGGUCGAUGGGAUUGUGACGAGUGAAAGGAACAGCUGCUCCCUAACGCCGGUUGUUAGCAAAGCCAGCUCGGGUGUCAUGGAAGUCUUCAAUGUAUUUAGCACUGAUGAUGUUCAAGGCCUUCUUAAGACAAAAUCCGAAGAAGGCUGGGAAGUCCUUGGGACAGUUGGUGACGGAAAGAGCCAGGAAGAGAUCCCUGUUGUCAGUUGCUCAAAUUUUUUCUGGACUGGGCCCACCAUACUGUUACUCGGAAAUGAGGGGUAUGGACUUUCUCCGGAGACAAAAACGUUGUGCCACAAGAUGUUGACUAUCACUCCAGGAAGAGAUUUGGAAUUUGGAGUAGAGUCUUUAAAUGUGUCAGUGGCGGCCGGCAUUCUUUUGCAUGCCAUAUGCAACCAGAGAAUUAAUCAUCACAAAACUACUGCCUCUGGAGAGGAAGGAGCAGAUUCUGUGGCGGCAAAAGGCUGCAGCCAGGAAAGUUUGCGGACAAAUAUUGGGGUGUAGAAUGAAUUUCCGGCACGUGAAGAAUUCUGCACCUCAGAGAGGAAUGCCGAAGAUGGAGGCCGUGAGGCCGCUGGAAUGUAUUUUCACCCUGCGUUGUUCGUACCUUUGCUGCACUUUGGAAUUAGGGAUAUCUGGGAUCCUCUUCUGUAAAAUGUGAAGGGUCAGGUUGCUCUGUCUGAAAACAAUAAACACUUUCCUGCUAUCUGAAUGCAUAAAAGUUUCAUCAAAGUAAUCUAGCCACAAUGUAAAAGCUUUGUCUGCCAAGUUGGAGAGAAGUUACCAACUCCUAGAUUUUAUUUUAUUUUAUUAUUUUAUUUAUUUUAAUCUGUUCGGUCAUCUUCAAUUCUUCGAGACUGCCUGGACAAGUCCCUGCAGUUUCCUUGGCAGAGUUUUUUGGAAGUGGUUUGCCAUUGCCUCCUUCCUAGGGCUGAGACAGAGUGGCUGGCCCACCCAGCUGGCUUUGUGCCUGAGGCAGAACUUGGGUCUCCCAGUUUCUAGCCUGGUGCCUUUAGCACUACGCCAAACUUUUUAUAGCCCUGAUCUAUUUGCAGCUCAGAAAUUCAGCGUGAAAACUGAUGGGUGACUGUGGGAAGGACAUUUGGGCCCACCUCUCCUGCUCUGAGCCACUUAACACUCUGCUGUUCUUAAUCAGUAACCUACAGGAAUGACGGCAUUUUAAAACCACACUACAAGAACCCAGCGUCGUGGUUCUCCCUGGUUUUCUGGCCAGGAGACAGGAAGGGCCGCAGCAUGUCCACUAGAUGGUGGUGUUGAUAAGUGCAUUCUUUAAUUUCUCCUGGGAGAAAAAGAUGGAAUAGGUUGUUGCAAGGCCUUAUAGAAUCUAUUCUUGUCGGCAUGAAGAGAUGAGAAUAAAACCCAUUUCUUUCUCCGUGGCAUCCGAUCUGACUUUCUGUAUUCCCUACGCACCCCAUUACAAGCCAAUCCUAUUGAAAAGAAGAAGAAGGAAAGACUGCAUUUUGGAGGUUAAAGUUUCAUCUUGCGCUGGUUUUUAGCAAUGGUUUCCAGUUCAAGCAGCCAGUUUCCCACACCAUUGCCAAGACAGAGGCGGAUCAGUUUCCUCCUGCAUCAGGCAUUGUGGUGAAAGCGCUUUCAAUGCCCGCUUGAUCAUGCACCCGGUUUAAGCAGCUUGGAGGAAUUAAGCAGCUUGGAGGGAUCUUCUAUUUCCAUUCCUCCUCCUCCUGUUUUUUCCUCUUUUCUCCAUUAUCCCUCUGCAGGAAUGCACAGGAAAUCUCUGCCCCUUGAUGCAUGCAGUUUAAAAUUCAACCUAGGGAAGGAGAUACGUUUGGGAUCUUUGAGCAUUUGGGAGCACAGUGACAUACAUGCUGGUGAAAAUUUACGAGCGCCGAAUUAGGUUGACCUUGAAUUGAGUUCUGUGCUCCCACCUCCCAAAGGAAAUGUCCAUCCAGCUCUAUGGAAUAUAUUUUAUUUAGAAGGUUGUCCUCGUUGCCUUUUUUUCUUUCUAAUGUGUCAAACACCAGCUUUCCUUGAGGAAGAAUCCAGUUUUAAUCCUGAGACACAGGUAGGCACCCUCCAUGGAGUUUGGAUUAUCAUCAGGUCUGGCCAGCAUGACUAAUAGCUGGGACUGGGAUAUUCCAGUCCAAACUGUAGUUAGCUUUAACAUCUGCAGUAGGGGCAUCUGCAGGGGUGGUCCAAAAGGUCAAGAUGGUGGCUAGAAUGGGGUGACUGAACCUCUGCCCCCUUUAGAGGCAUUGGACAGCAUCUCAACUUUUACAUGCCCCACCUGCUGACGCCCCUGAUGCGCAGUGGAAAAGAUCCCAUAGCAACAGAUAGGAAGAUGAGGGAUCCAUUGCAGGCAAGAAUUAGCUAUGCAGAUCCUUAACCCAGGAAUCCAUUAGCUUCCUGGGUUUCUAUCUUCCAGUUUAAUAAAUGCACUCCAUUAAGUGGAUCGUCGCCUCUUUUCCAAGUAAUUUCCUGAGUAUUUUUAAAUGUGAAGAUGUCAUUUUUAUAGUCUUUUCCUUUUAGAUUUGCCCUUAAGCCUAAAUAGUAUUGUCCUUGUGAUGUAAUUGUAAAAAUAAAAACCACUUAGGUCCAUGUCAUGAAAAUACUGUCUUUAAAAAGCGUAUCUGCAAGAUCAGAAAUACGUUCUCCGAUUGCAUAUGUUUUGUAUGCAGCUGUUGGUCUUAAUACCCAGUGAAGAAGCAGUGAUUUGUUGCUUGUAAUUGGCAAGUCUCUUAUUUUUCCUCAGUCCUACUUGUUUCUUCAUAGAUUGGUUGCAAGGAUUUUUACUGAAAAAACAACAGCAAAACGUCCUGAUCUAAUUUUGUUUUUGGACAGUUGGUUUUCUAGCUUCUGCUCGGAAAAAAGCUUGCUCAGUAAUCAAAGCAUCUCUCAGAGCCAAAUCAAAUAAAUAUUGGCUGCUUUCAUUAGCCUC
Molecule: messenger RNA, 4116 nt
Organism: Candoia aspera
Lineage: Eukaryota; Metazoa; Chordata; Lepidosauria; Squamata; Candoiidae
Gene: MRM1
Product: mitochondrial rRNA methyltransferase 1
Exons: 5
Coding region: 414-1703 (429 amino acids)
Biological process (GO): rRNA methylation
Cellular component (GO): mitochondrion
Molecular function (GO): rRNA (guanine) methyltransferase activity; RNA binding
Source: RefSeq, a predicted model, not a curated record